This is a messenger RNA of Alternaria arborescens, 990 nucleotides long. RefSeq lists its product as hypothetical. Gene Ontology annotation, molecular function: DNA-binding transcription factor activity. The record is from RefSeq and is a predicted model, not a curated record. Bases 1 to 990 code for a protein of 329 amino acids. The transcript is spliced from 3 exons. Gene Ontology annotation, biological process: regulation of DNA-templated transcription. Lineage: Eukaryota; Fungi; Ascomycota; Dothideomycetes; Pleosporales; Pleosporaceae.
AUGUCGUCUCAAGAUGUCCCCGUUCCGCAGGGUCCGGAUCGCAAGCGAGUUCUCAACGUGCUCGCCCAACGAAGAUACCGUCAACGUAAGCGAGAGCGACUGCGAUCCUUGGAAACGAUACUUCAAGUUAGCAGUACGAACGUAGCACAUGGUCUAAAUAGAGAGGGACAACUUCAGCACUCGACAAAGCCUCCAGCACCGGAACCAUGCGGCACCGUCAAACUUGGCAACAAUCCCCUUUACGAUCCGUAUCAGGAUUUCGGAAAUACAGCAGUCGAUCCGUCUUAUAUGAGCCUUGCACAGUACGAUAUGACCUUCAACCCAUCGGCAAUCUCGUCGUCAUAUGUAGGCGAUCAGUUCGGGAUUAGCCCUGGUCUAACUUAUGCGAGUGGUGCUCAGAGCGAUACUUCAACACUUGAUUCACAAGUAUUAGCAGAACUCCAAGAUCUCGAAACUUCCCAGUUCACCUUCCCAUCAGAUCAUAUCAUCGACAUCCCAGGCCUCAAAACUAUGGAGAUCUCCUUACGUAUUGCACAGAUGCUUGGUCUUGGAGAUGAGCUUUUGGAUCUCACCAUAAAACGGGUUCUAGACGUGUCGAAACUUUCUGUCCCUUUAGAAGACCUGCCCGAGAACUUACGCCCAACGGAAGCACAGCUCCUAUUGCCACACAAUCCGAUGAUAGAUGUUCUUCCUUGGCCAUCUGUCAGGACAAAGCUUAUCUGUCUUUUCAGCCAGCCUGAUCAGCUCAGACCGCCCAUCGCGAGAGGUUCCAUGGCCAUCAUGCGGCUGUUGUAUAGUAUCGAUGACGAGUCGGAGGGACUUCGUGUUGUAUCUGAUGCGAAUGAACAGGGGAUUGAUGUAAAGGGUUGGGAAGUCGGACAAGCCGUCUUCAAAGACUGGUGGUGGAUAUUGGACCCUGAAAUUGUCUCUAACUCAAACCGACUAAGGAACAUGAGAGGAGCCCCCAGGUUGGAGAUCUCGAUACCGUAA